CAGCCCGAUCGUUUGCCCGCUGUUCGGCUGUUUGUUUACACGCGCGCUCUGCGCUCGGCGCCGACACCAGUGCGUGGCGUGGCGUAGCGUAGCUGCGAGGCCGGCAUGCCCAUGCCCGCGCUCUCCCGCUCGUAACGGCGACGCCCGGCCCGAUGACGAUGAGCUGCCCGGAGGUGGUGUACCAGGCCUACUACCCGUACCUGUACCAGCGCGCCGCCGCGGGGUCGGCCGCCUCCACGCGCACGCCGCCCUUCCCGGCCUUCUCGCAGUAUGACCGGUUCAACGUGCAGAGGUCGCUGGAGCACCACCACGCGGCGCACCACGCAGCCCACCACGGCUCCCUGGAGCUGCACCACUUCUCGGCAGCGGCGGCCGCGCACCACGCCGGAGGCGGCAGCGGCGGCUCCGUCAGCAGCGGCGGCGGGCCCGGGGGCAGCCCCGCCUCCCCGCCACCACCGCCUCCAGGGCCCGCGCUGCGCCACAAGGACGAGGACAGUAGCAACGCUGGAGAAGCCCCCAGCGUGCCGCCACCCGCGGCUUCGGCUGGCCCGUCCAGCGUGGGCGGCGGCGGGGGCGGCAGCAGCGUGGCGGACGGCGACGAUGACGACGACGUGGACGGCGGCGGCGGCUUCGCGGGCUCCUCGGCCGGCAGCAGCGGCCGCUGCGCACAGUACUUGCGCGCCAACUGCGUCGUCUUCAACAGCUACCCCGAGCCCACGCCGAAACUGGCCGUCGAGUCUCACUUCAACCGCUCCCUGCGCGAAGCUAGCGGUUCGCCCAACCACAUGGAGUCGUCGCCGAUGUCAGCGCGCAACUUCCCCGCCAGCUUCUGGAACAGCAAUUACGUGCCGCCACCCACAGCAGCGACGUCUGGGGCGGCGUCUGCGGGGGCGGCAGUGGGCGGGGCGGGAGGCAGCGGGUCAGCUGGUGGCGCGCACCACGACCUGUACUCCGCCGCGGCGGCAGCCGCCGCCUCCGCCACCGACCCCUACCACCACCACCAGCACCACCAGUCCGACCCGUGGCACUCGCACUACCAGCAGUACACGCACCACAGGGCAGUGCACGACUACCACCACCAUCACCACCACCACCACAACAUGGCGGGCUACAGCGGGCUGCUGCUGCCGGGCGCGCGGCUGCCGCAGUACGGCGGCAAGGCGGCCGGCGACGCGUGGGUGUCCGCCCCCGCGCACGGAUAG
Molecule: messenger RNA, 1202 nt
Organism: Schistocerca americana (American grasshopper)
Lineage: Eukaryota; Metazoa; Arthropoda; Insecta; Orthoptera; Acrididae
Gene: vg
Product: protein vestigial
Exons: 6
Coding region: 153-1202 (349 amino acids)
Biological process (GO): regulation of transcription by RNA polymerase II
Cellular component (GO): nucleus
Source: RefSeq, a predicted model, not a curated record